This is a messenger RNA of Salarias fasciatus (jewelled blenny), 4691 nucleotides long. RefSeq names its product ATPase phospholipid transporting 8B1 (gene atp8b1). Gene Ontology annotation, biological process: phospholipid translocation; Golgi organization. Gene Ontology annotation, cellular component: trans-Golgi network; plasma membrane. The transcript is spliced from 30 exons. Gene Ontology annotation, molecular function: magnesium ion binding; ATP binding; ATPase-coupled intramembrane lipid carrier activity. The record is from RefSeq and is a predicted model, not a curated record. The coding region runs from base 171 to 3914 and encodes 1247 amino acids. Lineage: Eukaryota; Metazoa; Chordata; Actinopteri; Blenniiformes; Blenniidae.
GGAGGAGGCGCAGCGGGGCAGCAGGGCGUGGAGCCGCCGCGGGAGAGUCUCAACAGGAAGAGGAGUCCAACAUGGUGCGGUGCCACAGCGCCCCGGACACCGACUGAGCGACGCCUUCACCUGCUUUCUGCUCACCUGCGGCGCGCACGGAGGACACUUGAGGUGCAGCCAUGAGUCGGCGGCGAGCGGACUCCCAGGGUUCCCUGGGGCCGGACGAUGAGGUCAUGCCGUACAGCGACGACGAGACGGACGACGAGCUGGACGUGACCUCGGAGGAGGAGCCCGAACAGCCGCCGGGGGCCCCACAACCCCCGGCGGAGACCAGACCGAGUGAGAUGGGCUGGAAGGUGAAGGCUAAUGACCGGGCGUAUCACCAGCUGCCUGAGUUCCAGAAAAAAGUCUUCCUGUGCGUAAAGAAGAGCAGAUACUCGGGAAACGCCAUCAGGACCUACAAAUACAACGCGCUGACGUUCCUCCCGCUGAACCUGUUCGAGCAGCUGAAGAGAGCCGCCAACUGCUACUUCCUGGCGCUGCUCAUCCUCCAGGUCAUUCCUGACAUUUCCACGCUGCCUUGGUACACCACGCUGAUCCCCCUGGUGGUGGUUCUGGGAAUCACAGCCAUCAAAGACCUGGUGGAUGAUCUGGCUCGUCACCGGAUGGACAAGGAGAUCAACAACAGGAAGUGUGACGUCCUCUCAGGUGGAAGCUUCCAAGAGUCCAAGUGGAGACACAUCCAGGUGGGAGAUGUGAUCCGGCUCCGGAAGAACGACUUCGUCCCGGCCGACGUGCUGCUGCUGUCCAGCUCCAACCCCAACAGUCUGUGCUACGUGGAGACGGCGGAGCUGGACGGAGAGACCAACCUGAAGUUUAAGAUGGGACUGCGGGUGACCGACGAGAGGCUGCAGGAGGAGCGGCAGCUGGCGGAGUUCGACGCCCUGAUCGAGUGCGAGGAGCCCAACAACCGUCUGGAUAAGUUCACGGGGACGAUGCUGUGGAAGGGCGAGCGCUACCCGCUGGAGCUGGACAACAUGCUGCUGAGAGGCUGCAAGGUCCGCAACACCGAGGUCUGCCACGGCCUGGUCAUCUUCGCAGGCGCCGACACCAAAAUCAUGAGAAACGGAGGGAAGACCCGGUUCAAGAGGACCAAAAUCGACGAGCUGAUGAACUACAUGGUUUAUACGAUCUUCCUGCUGCUCAUCCUGAUCUCAGCCGGUCUGGCCAUCGGCCACUCCUACUGGUACGACGACAUCGGCUCCAAGGCCUGGUACCUGUACGACGGCAAAAACCAGGAUGCCUCGCUGCGGGGCUUCCUCAGCUUCUGGGGCUACAUCAUCAUCCUCAACACCAUGGUGCCCAUCUCCCUCUACGUCAGUGUGGAGGUGAUCCGUCUUGGUCAGAGUAAGUUCAUCAACUGGGACCUGCAGAUGUACUUUGCAGAGAAGGACACACCAGCAAAGGCUCGGACCACCACCCUGAACGAGCAGCUGGGGCAGAUCCAGUACAUCUUCUCCGAUAAGACGGGGACGCUGACGCAGAACGUCAUGCAGUUCAAGAAGUGCACCAUCGCCGGGCGGAGCUACGGUGACCCAACCACAGCGGAGGGAGUGUCUCUGGACCGAGGGAGGCCGGUCGACUGGAGCUGGAACCGCCUCGCCGACAAGAAGUUCCCCUUCAUGGACCACCUGCUGGUGGCAAACGUCCGGUCCAAGAAGGACAAGGAGGCCAACGAGUUCUUCAAGCUGCUGUCGCUGUGCCACACCGUCAUGGUGGAGCACAAAGACGGCGAUCUGGUGUAUCAGGCGGCGUCUCCAGACGAGGGCGCUCUGGUGACGGCGGCCAGGAACUUCGGCUACGUCUUCCUGUCCCGGACGCAGGACACCAUCAGCAUCAGGGAGAUGGAGCAGGAGAACACCUACGAGAUGCUGGCACUGCUCGACUUCAACUCCGACCGCAAGCGCAUGUCCAUCAUCCUGAGGUUCCCUGACGGUCGGAUCCGUCUGUACUGUAAAGGAGCGGACACGGUGAUCUACGAGCGCCUCUCUCCCAACUCCAGAUACAAGGAGAGCACGCAGACGGCUCUGGACGUCUUUGCCAACGAGACCCUGCGGACGCUUUGCCUGUGCUACAAAGACAUCAGCACCGACGAGUACGAAGCCUGGUCCAGGAGGCACAAAGAGGCCCAGGUGGCCCUGGUGGACCGAGACGGCGCUCUGGACCGCGUGUACGAGCAGAUCGAGAACAACCUGCUGCUGAUUGGAGCCACUGCUAUUGAGGAUAAACUGCAGGACGGAGUACCGGAGACCAUCGCCAAGCUGGCCAAGGCCGACAUCAAGAUCUGGGUCCUGACCGGAGAUAAGAAAGAAACGGCGGAAAACAUCGGCUACUCCUGUUCGCUCCUGACCGACGACAUGCACAUCCACUACGGCGAGGACGUCAACGACAAGCUGAGGAUCCGACAGGCCACCAGGAGAAACGUUCCUCAGACUUUCAGGCACGGAAAAAAGAAACCCGAGGAGCCUUUCUUCCCCGAGCCCGGCAAGAACGCUCUGAUCAUCACCGGAGGAUGGCUGAAUGAGAUUCUGUAUGAGAAGAAGAAGAAGCGCCGUCGCCUGCGUCUUCGCCGUCUGGGAAGAAGACCGCCUCCCAGCAACCCUCAGGACGGACAGCCGCAGAACGAGUGGGAGAAGGAGAUGAGACAGAUCGACUUUGUGGACAUGGCGUGCGAGUGCGAGGCGGUCAUCUGCUGCCGCGUCACGCCCAAGCAGAAGGCCAACGUGGUGAGUCUGGUGAAGAAGUACAAGAAAGCCGUGACGCUGUCCAUCGGAGACGGAGCCAACGACGUCAACAUGAUCAAGACUGCGGACAUCGGCGUGGGCAUCAGCGGUCAGGAGGGCAUGCAGGCCGUCAUGUCCAGCGACUACGCCUUCGCUCAAUUCCGCUACCUGCAGCGCCUCCUGCUGGUCCACGGUCGCUGGUCGUACAUCCGCAUGUGCAAGUUCCUGCGGUUCUUCUUCUUCAAGAACUUCGCCUUCACCCUGGUUCACUUCUGGUACUCCUUCUUCAACGGAUACUCCUCGCAGGUCGCCUUUGAAGACAUGUUCAUCACUCUCUACAACCUGUGCUACAGCAGCCUUCCCAUCCUGCUGGUCGGACUCCUGGACCAGGACGUGAACGACAGACUGAGCCUGAAGUUCCCGAAGCUCUACCUUCCGGGCCAGCAAGGCCUGUUGUUCAACUACAAGAACUUCUUCAUCAGCUUGUUCCACGGCAUCUUCGUCUCGCUCAUCAUCUUCUUCAUCCCGUACGGGGCGUUCCUGCAGACCAUGGGGCAGGACGGCGAGGCGCCCUCGGACUACCAGUCCUUCGCCGUGGUCACCGCCUCGUCCCUGAUCUUCGUCGUCAACCUGCAGAUCUCUCUGGACACGUCGUACUGGACCUUCGUCAGCUGUUUCGCCGUUCUGGGCAGCAUCGCCAUCUACUUCGGGAUCAUGUUCGACAUCCACAGCGCGGGAAUCCACGUCCUGCUGCCCUCGGUGUUCACCUUCACCGGCGCCGCGUCCAACGCGCUGCGUCAGCCCUACCUGUGGCUGACCAUUAUCCUGACGGUGGGCGUCAGCCUGCUGCCGGUCAUCUGCAUCCAGUUCCUCCAUAAGACCAUCUACCCCUCUGUCGGAGACAAGGUCCAGAGGAACAGGAAGAAGUACGAGAUGGAGCUGGAGCAGGACGAGAAGAAGAAGCCCUCGGCCUUCCAGCGCGGCGGCCGGUCCCGCCGGUCCGCCUACGCCUUCUCGCACUCCCGCGGCUACGCCGACCUCAUCGCAUCAGGGCGGAGCAUCCGGCGGCGCCCGACGGGCAGGGCGGGGAACCAGGACACCAUACGGGAGGCCCCGCGGAGGGAGGCGGAGAACAUCUGAGAGACCCGGGCGCUCCUCCUGGUUCCUCCUGGUUCCUCCUGGUUCCUCCUGGUUCCUCUGGAGUCGCAGCCUGAUGAGACGGACAUGUUGAUGAAGCGCCGCUGAAGGCUGUGGUCCAGGCUCCCAGUGCCGCACAAACUUAAAAAAAAAAAAACCCAACUCACCGAAGAGAGACUCGCCAUCAGCGGGGUCAGAGGUCACACAGCUUCUGUGUGACCCUCAAUGUCAUUUAACUCAGGAUUUUAAUAAUGAAAGCCUUCUUUUUAGCCAGUGUAUCUCUGUUCCGCCAUUAGGUAACCUCUUGUGUGCAGAUCACAUGACGUGUUCUUCCCAGCUGUCCUUCCGUUCAUAACACGUUGAAACUGACCAAUAAUCUGUCCAGAAAUCCUCUUUUAAAGGUUUUACUCCAAACCAGGGUGGGCUGUUACUAUGCCAGGCUAUGCAACGGUGGUCGGAUAUUUUGUAGUGUUUCUUAAUUUAAAUAUGAGAUGUGAAUCAUCUUUUCUCUGUGCUGCUUCGAUACGCCCAAGUGUACUGAUACUGACGUUGCAACGACUUCUUUAGAGGAUGCCGUCUUUUAAAACGUUGAAAUACCUUUUUGAAAGCUUCAUCCCGGUCAGUGCCUCACGUUUUUGAUGUUUGUCCUGUUUAAACUGUGCCUUACCUUUCACUGAUGCUUCUGUCGAGGAAUGUGCAUUUAAACAUUGAGGUUUUUCUGUUUUAUCUUAUUUCUAUUUUUAACUGUUCAGAAGUGGCAUUAAAUCUGUGUGUGUGUGU